GGAGCACAAGGCUUCCCUUUGCCGUACAUUUGUCUGGUAUGGUAUGGUGGCGUGCCAGAUUGUAUUGUUUCAAUAUAACACAAACUUAGAAUAUUAAAGUAAAAAAAAGUAACAAUGCACUUCAACAUACCUGUUGUAGAAGAACAAAUAGAUAUGCUCGGUGGGCGGUUUGCGGUGUAUCAUGUUUACUUGGACGGGUUACUCUACUGUAAAGUGAAAUACAGCGACAUGUACAAGUGGGAUGAAGAGCUGAGAAGAAUCUUUGGGGACUGCCUUCCACCCUUUCCCCCUAAUUAUUACCUCUCCAUGACUGAGACUAUGGAAGAUGAACGAAGACUCCUACUGGAGCAGUACCUUCAGAAAGUCAGUGCCAACUCAAGCAUUUCAACUCAUGACGUAUAUACGUUUUUAAGAAAAAUGCAACAGGAAACAUUCAAGAUUCCUAUACAAAAUUGUGUCCUAGAAGUUUUACUGCCAGAUGGGGAUAAGGUUACGGCAGAUAUUCAGUCAUCUGACCCAGCUGAACGAGUUCUGGAGAUUGUGUUUUGUAAGAUGGAGUUGCCCAGGCACAUGCUAGGAUAUUUCAAUCUGUUCCUGGUGGAAGGGGUCAGUGGAGGGCAGUAUUCUGUUUUGAAAAGACUGGCUCCAUUUGAACUGCCUUACGUGACUCUGAAGAGUGUGAACGAUGAGCAGUGCAGGAUCAUGAUCAGAAAAAGCUACUUUGACCCAGAUAUUGACCGGACAGUCAUGGAGAACAGCCGUGGCUUAAAUCUCCUGUAUUUACAGGCUGUUAGUGACAUGGGGAUGGGAUGUUGGACACCCACAAAUAAGCAGCUGUUAAAACUGAGGUCGCUACAGGAAACAGGCCAGAAGAAAGAGUUUUUAGAAGUUGCACAGCAAGUUAAGCACUAUGGCUAUAUGCAGGCUGAAGCUUGUAUCUGUGAACACCCAGAGCCAAACAGCCCUACUGUUGUUAGGGUGGGAUUUGAGGAAAUUAAUUGCUGCGCCAAGUUACUUAGCAACCAAGCUGAAGAAACCAGCUUUGAGAUCAGCAAAGUGAAAUGUUGGAGUGUCAGGUUGCUGGGGACAUCAACGCGAAACCCAAGUGAGGAAGGUGACAUUAAACUGGAAUUCAGUUUUGAGUAUUGCUAUGGAAACGAUACCUGGAAAUGGAUCACUAUUCACACACACCAGGCGUUUUUGCUGAGCACGUUCAUGCGCCAAGUUCAGGCAGAACACGCAGCUAAGAAUCUUGACCUGUUUGAAGAAAUGAAGAUUGAAAUGCCUGAUCUGCAAAUUAAGACGAAGCAGAGUGUUCCCCAGUACCUGAAAACUGAUAAAGCCAGAUCAACACUGACAAGAAUCAAAUCCGCAGUCCGAGGAAUCAAAGAAGACAGCGUGUUUGAAGGCAUUGAGGACAAGGACCUCUGAAUGAAGAAAACGUCCAGAUGCUGUCAUUUUGCAUUGUGUUGCUGAAGCCAUGCAGCCACGUUUAAGGUAGAAUCUUCUUGUUUGGUACAGCCAGGUUUAAGGUAGAAUCUUCUCGUUUGGUACACUGCUGUAUGAUGAUGGUGAACCUGCCCAUUUUCACUGAUAUGAUCGACUCAGCAAGGAAUCAUUUAUUAAUGUGUGUGUGUGGGGGGGGGGGUGGUAUUUGGAAAUGUGUUUAUUUGUUGCCUGUUAGCUACCACUAAGGAAAGGCUAGGAUUGUCAAAUCAUUGUAUAGUAUUAUCCUCUCAAUCAAGUUCCAUUAACAGUGUUGUCCAGUUAAAAUGAACUGUUUCACCCUCGCAGAAUGUUUACAAAACAUUGUGUCAGGUAUCACUUCACUUACCACAUGUCCCCGGAAAUGAUUGUUUUUGUUCACAAAAUACACCAUGUUUCUAAUUGUUUAGUGUUGCAAUUCAGUGCUGCCUAUUCACACCUGUACAACAUAUAUAUACAGGGCUGGCACUCGGAUGUGAAACAAGCAAUGUGGUUCCAGCUGCCUGUAUAUUGGAUGGAUAGAGACAGUUGGAGCCUUGUCACAUAUUCUUAAUCACUGCGCUGCCAAACAGAAUAAAGUAUCUUGCUUUUACAGUUACAGAUGUACAGCUGUAACUAUGAAACUGAGUGACCAUUACCUGCAAAAACUCCCAAAGUAGGAAGCAGACAUGCCAAUUUGGAUGAAGAACAAUUGCUUUAACUGGAAGAUAGCAAAAAAAUAAAAUCAGUCACCCUGACUUUGUCACUUAAAAUAAUGUAUUUUUAGUGGUUUGUAAACGUUACAAAAAAAUACACUAAUGUGUAUUAUCCACCCCUCUGACACAUACUUGGAAAAUGACUGAAAUCCGAGAUGUCAUUGUAUUUAUUUGUAUUCCUCCCGUCUGUUAUGCUGAAACUGCAUGUCUGCACUGUCAAUGACAAUGUCCACAAUAUCAAAAAUACAGAUGUACUUUCUUUUGAAUGUUCCAAUAAAAUUAAUUUACUCAGCUUAACUU
This is a messenger RNA of Polyodon spathula (Mississippi paddlefish), 2480 nucleotides long. RefSeq names its product sorting nexin-31-like. The record is from RefSeq and is a predicted model, not a curated record. Gene Ontology annotation, molecular function: phosphatidylinositol binding. The transcript has 15 exons. Gene Ontology annotation, cellular component: early endosome. Gene Ontology annotation, biological process: intracellular protein transport. The coding region runs from base 115 to 1431 and encodes 438 amino acids. Lineage: Eukaryota; Metazoa; Chordata; Actinopteri; Acipenseriformes; Polyodontidae.